Molecule: messenger RNA, 345 nt
Organism: Aspergillus luchuensis
Lineage: Eukaryota; Fungi; Ascomycota; Eurotiomycetes; Eurotiales; Aspergillaceae
Product: putative quinol monooxygenase
Exons: 3
Coding region: 1-345 (114 amino acids)
Source: RefSeq, a predicted model, not a curated record
AUGACCAACACUCAGUUUGGCGAAGAAUGCGACAUUGUCGCCGUCCUUACCCCUAAGCCGGGCAAGUUGGACCGAGUCGCUGAGCUCCUCACCAAACUCACCGCAUGUGUCAAGAAGAAUGAACCCGGGGUUUUGAGCUUCCACUUGUACAAGGACUUUGACCGGGAGACCGGCCAAGAGGAGCUGGUUUUGGUCGAGAAAUAUGUGAACAAAGAGGCAUAUGAUCUCCAUGCUGAACUACCCGACUUCCAAGCCAUGCAUGCUACCUUUCGCGCUGAGGAGCUCAUGGCCAAACCCAUCUUGGUCAAGAGUGUGAAACCAUUGGUGGGGUUUGAGCGCAGCUAG